AUGGCGGGCAAGGCCCACCAGAAGCGCAAGUCGGGGGCCAAGGCUGACAAGAGGAAAAAGGCCGAGAAGAAGAAGAAAGAGGGGGCAGAUGGCGAGGCCGCCCCCGGCAAGUCAGCCGAGGCCGCCAAGGGGCAGAACCCCAAGGCGUUCGCGUUCCAGUCGGCCGGCAAGGCGCGCGCGUCGCGUGCCCGUAGCGCUGAGAAGGAGCAGCGGCGCAUGCACGUGCCCAUGGCGGAGCGCGCGGCAGCGGUGGACCCGGCGCCGUUUGUGGUGCUCGUGCAGGGCCCGCCGCAGGUGGGCAAGACGUCCCUCAUCCAGGCUCUGGUGAAGCACUACACCAAGCAGAACCUGGCCGACCCCCGCGGCCCCGUCACCGUGGUGGCCGGCAAGAAGCGCCGCAUCACGCUGCUCGAGUGCCCCCCGGACGUGCCCGGCAUGCUGGAUGCCGCCAAGACUGCUGACCUGGUGCUGCUGCUGGUGGACGGCUCCUUUGGCUUUGAGAUGGAGACCUUUGAGUUCCUCAACCUCCUGCAGGCCCCCAACCAAAUCAGGAGCUGA
Monoraphidium neglectum is the source of this 558-nucleotide messenger RNA. RefSeq names its product putative Ribosome biogeneis protein BMS1 like protein. The record is from RefSeq and is a predicted model, not a curated record. Gene Ontology annotation, biological process: endonucleolytic cleavage of tricistronic rRNA transcript (SSU-rRNA, 5.8S rRNA, LSU-rRNA); ribosome biogenesis; maturation of SSU-rRNA from tricistronic rRNA transcript (SSU-rRNA, 5.8S rRNA, LSU-rRNA). Bases 1 to 558 code for a protein of 185 amino acids. The transcript has 6 exons. Lineage: Eukaryota; Viridiplantae; Chlorophyta; Chlorophyceae; Sphaeropleales; Selenastraceae. Gene Ontology annotation, cellular component: 90S preribosome. Gene Ontology annotation, molecular function: GTP binding; U3 snoRNA binding; GTPase activity.